Molecule: messenger RNA, 1653 nt
Organism: Mya arenaria
Lineage: Eukaryota; Metazoa; Mollusca; Bivalvia; Myida; Myidae
Product: glycoprotein-N-acetylgalactosamine 3-beta-galactosyltransferase 1-like
Exons: 4
Coding region: 189-1238 (349 amino acids)
Cellular component (GO): membrane
Molecular function (GO): N-acetylgalactosaminide beta-1,3-galactosyltransferase activity
Source: RefSeq, a predicted model, not a curated record
UUUCGCUCUUCAUGCUUAAAUAUUAUAUUAAAGCGAUUUUACACCGAUUACAUAAUGCAUUGAAAUAUACAAGACAGGGUAAAUCGCAAUUUAUAACCGGAUUAUAUAAUGUGUGUAUGUAUUUAGCUUUUGACUAGGUUUUGUAAAGACGAAGCUGCCAUCUGGAAGCUAUCGAAUUUAAAGACAAGAUGCAGACAGGCACUUUAAACUUCGGACUUGGUCUGUGCGUUGGUCUGAUUCUUGCGUACAUGGGAAUCACCUACUUAGCAACCCAUAAGUCCCUUGGGUUAUCAACAAGCGUAAACCACAUGGCAAACAGAGAAGACGGACCCAGGGUCGAGGUCUCAAAAGACUCGUUUCUUACUAAUGAGGAUCUUGAUAAGAUACAGAAAAUCAUCUAUCGUACACAGUUUCAGGACGCGCAUUCUCAUCAUGACGACAACAGGGAGGCAAAAAAACUGUUCAAUCAAGUACGGGUUUUAUGCUGGGUAAUGACUAGUCCCCAGAAUCUUGAGAAAAAAGCCUUUCAUGUGCGUGCCACGUGGGCUCAAAGAUGUAACAAGCUUAUAUUUAUUAGUUCAGUGACUAAUGACAGUUUUCCUACGGUCGGAAUUGAUGUUCCAGAGGGUCGCAAGCAUUUGACUGGUAAAACUAUGAAAGCAUUUAAAUAUAUGUUCGACCAUCAUUUCGACGACGCUGAUUGGUUUAUGAAAGCCGAUGACGACACAUACACUAUUUUAGAAAACUUACGUUAUUUCCUCUCGGGUCAGAUUAAAGACUCGCCAACUUAUUUCGGUCAUCAUUUUAAGGCUAAGGUUAAACAAGGGUACUUCAGCGGAGGCGCGGGGUAUAUUAUUAGCAAAGAGGCGCUAAGGAGAAUUGGUGAUCACGGAACGAACGCAUCACUGUGCCGCCAAGAUGGCGGGGCUGAGGACGUGGAGUUUGGCAAUUGUAUGCAGAACUUAGGGGUUAAAGCAGGCAACUCCACUGACCGGUUCGGACGAAGUCGAUUCCAUUGUUUUGACCCUGCUACACAUCUGAUGGGCGGCUAUCCGAAGUGGUAUUACACGUUUGAUGCACACGGAGCCCAAAGUGGUCAACAGAGCAUCUCCGACUAUGCUAUAAGCUUCCACUAUGUGCCUCCGGCCAACAUGUAUGCGCUUGAAUAUUUUAUUUACCAUUUAAGACCAUACGGUAUUCAUUUCGGAAGUCAAGAUUUAAAUCAGGAUAUGACGUAAUACAGGAAAUGACGUAGCAGUAAAAGUAUAAUAUGUUUUAUUUAAGUAAAUUUAAUCAUUAUUGUCGUGUGAAUUAGAAUUCCUGUCCUGUAGACAUUCCUGCAAUCGAAAGGGGGAGCAGUUCUUACAAAAUUACACGUGGAUCAAAAUAACAAUCAGUCAAAGGGACGGAAUAUUUUGGGGUUUUGGUAGUAUAUAGGAAACAAAUAGAUUUUGUUAUGAGGAAAAUGUGAUUUUUGUGAUCUUACAGUAAAUUACAUAUUGUUGUGAACCAAACAAAGGUGACUGCUCGAGUAGACUUCCACACUUGUGUAGACAUUCCAUAUCAUAUGACAAAUCAGUUAGUGAUUUACUAUCAUUGCAUUGGGGAAAUAAUAAAAGUUGUUAUUCUUCCUCGUUACUUUGCCUGUUUUUA